This is a messenger RNA of Stomoxys calcitrans (stable fly), 11706 nucleotides long. RefSeq lists its product as uncharacterized. Lineage: Eukaryota; Metazoa; Arthropoda; Insecta; Diptera; Muscidae. The record is from RefSeq and is a predicted model, not a curated record. The transcript is spliced from 12 exons. The coding region runs from base 22 to 11508 and encodes 3828 amino acids.
UUGAGAUAUUUUUGGGACAAAAUGUUGUCCCUAAAAUCUCCACAUUUUGUCGCGUUGGCACUUUUGGUGCUUUAUGCGAAUAGUGAAAUCGUUAGGGCUGAUAGUUACAGAUCCAAUGUCUGGCAUGAUGGUCCUAUCAAUUGUUACACCUGUGAUAGCGAGGAGGAAUGUUCUGCGAGUAAAGGCAGCAUUCACAAAUGCGAAAAUAAUGAUGAUCAAACCUGUGUGAUAGUUUUCAAUGAGGACGGUGUGGUCUCUCAACGAGGUUGCAGCGAUAAAAUUGCCUCAUCUCAAUACAGUAGCUACUGUAGUAAUAAUGCAGACAAGUGUUUAGCAUGUUCAUCGAGUGGCUGCAAUGGAGCCACAUCACUCGAUCAAUACUCUGAGUGUGUAAUGUGUGACUCAAGCUUGGACAAAAACUGUGUGCUUAACCCAACUGAAGUUACUACCAAGACACUGUGCUAUGGCGGAUGCAUGACUGCUUUGUAUCCCACUAGCAAUGCUAGUAAUCCCACCUACAACUUGGUUCGAUCCUGCCUAAAUGACAAAGAUAUCGAUGAACAAUUAACUUGCCAAGACGGCACAAAUGCAAAAUGUGUUGGAUGUUCCAGUGGGGCGAAUUGCAAUACAGAUGCUCUGCCCGAACAAAGGCAUUCAUGUUAUCGCUGCUUGGGUGAGGAUUGUGAAGAUCCACAGCCAGAGGAAUGUGUUGCCUUCAAGGAAGGCGACAAAUGCUUUAUGCGUUUCGAGGUUGGUAACAAUGACGCCAUUGAGUUGGGAUGUUUGUCUGAUUUCGAAUCAGAGGAAGCAAUCAUUGAGCAGGUAAAGCUAAAAGCAUUGCUCAUUUGCGAAGGCAUUGAUUGCAAUGGCUUUGAGAAUCUACCCAAAAUAUACGAGUGUAACCGGUGCUCUUCUACUAACGCGGAAGACUGCGCCACAAACCCCACGGCAGUUACAACGCAAGCAAGGUGCACUUCUAUGCCAUACACUCAAUGCUAUCAGCGUGUACAUGGAACAUCCACAGAACGUGGUUGUCUCUCUGAAUUAAGUGGCGACGAAUUCUAUAACUGUUUGACCAAUGCUGAUGACAAGUGCAAAGCUUGUGUAGGCAGCAGCUGCAAUGAUGAGAUAAUCCCUAGCGAUCGUUUACGUUGUCAACGCUGCGAUUCUGAUUCUGAUUCUUCCUGCCACAAUGCUCCAGCUUCGGCCUCAAUAUGUCCCUCGUACAAGGACGGUGAUGCUUGCGUUGCUCUCUAUGAAAAUGGAGUCACCAAACGCGGUUGUCAGACAGACUUUUCAUGCGACGCAAAGUCCAAGAAUUGCCAAGUUUGCUCCACAGACAGUUGCAAUACAGCCAAUGUUAAGAAACGCGUUGACGAACUCUAUGCCAUUUUCCAAGAUGUCCCCCUCAACUGCAACACUUGCACGGGAGAUGAAUGCCAAACUGAUGCCCGAAACCCCAGGAAAUGCGAAGGUGAUAUAUACCAGGAUUGCUUGACUGUCUUCGAUACCAAUGGUCAGGUAAUAGAACGCGGUUGCGAAAAUUCGGUGCUAGAAAAACACCAAGCACACUGUGAAGAAAGCCCCGAGUUGUGCUUCAACUGCAAGUCCAAUGGUUGCAACGAUAUGACUGAUCAUGAGCAAUGGCAAGAAUGUUUAUACUGUGAUGCCUCCACCAAUCCAGACUGUUUGUUUAAUCCCUCGGCCAUUACAAAGACCAGAAGGUGUACGCAGGGCUGUGUGUCUUCUCUGUACCCCCGCAAAAGGGAUCCCACAGUUUACGACUUUGUUCGCACCUGCUUUGAAGAUAUUGAGCCAGAUGAUCGUGACGACUGCAAAGAUACCAACAAUUGCGUCAAAUGUCUGGACAACAACUGUAACACAGACAUAUUACCAGAGGAGGGUCGUCUCUCAUGCCUUCAUUGCAGUGGCCCAGAUUGCGAUGUGCCCCAGGAAAAACUUUGUCAAGGCUUCACAUCAGAUGAUCAGUGCUAUAUGUACUUCGAUAAUAUCACAUUUAGCGUGGUUCGCAUGGGUUGUCGCAGUGAAUUUACAAAGUCAGACAUUUUGGCCGAUGCCAAGCAAUUCUUUAUCUGCGACGGGGACAACUGUAAUGCAUAUGAGAAUCUUCCAGAAGCCAGAUUCUGUUUGGCGUGUGACUCCGCAACCGAUAUCAACUGUGCUGUGCAGCCCUCCAAGGUUACCGCGCUAAAGAGAUGCCAAAAUUAUCCUUACACAGAGUGCUACACCCGAAUUCUAGAUGAUGGCAAUACAGAACGUGGCUGUCUGUACAACUUGCCCCUCGAUGAUUUUGUUUCUUGCAACAAGGGAGAUGCAGACCCAAAGUGCAGGAUCUGCGCGAACGAUGAGUGUAAUAAAAAUAUCUUCCCGUCCAGCAGACAACAAUGCUUCCGAUGCGAUUCUUCGAGUGAUGUGAAAUGUGAGGGCAGUCCCGAUUUGAUACAGCCUUGUCCUAUUUUCCACGAAGAAGAUGCUUGCGUUACGCAAUGGUUUGAUGGCGUAACACGUCGUGAUUGCGCAUCUGAACUCACAUGCGAAGGUCUCGGGCGCAAAAACUGUCGCCAGUGCUCAGGCAACGCCUGCAACAACAUUAACUUGGCCAACGAAGACAUUGGCAAUGUGGGUGUAUUCACCGACCUGCCUUUGUCCUGCUAUCAUUGCAACGGCACCGAGGAAUGCCGGGAGUCGAAAGGUUACAUCUGGGUAUGUGCGGGCAACAAUGACCAAACUUGCAGUGUAGCCUUCGAUGCCGAUGGAAACGUUAUCCAACGUGGUUGCAGCGACCUUGUAGAUUCUGCUUGUGAAGGCGAUGACCACACCUGCUUUGAAUGCAAAUCCAACGGUUGCAACGUUGCCACAACUCAAGCUGAAUAUACAGAAUGUCUAUUUUGCGAUUCUCAGGAAGGUGAUGAUUGCGUAUUCAAUGCUGAUGUUAUCACCCGUACUCGAAAGUGUCACAAACAGUGUAUGACUGCUCUCUAUGCCCGUACCAAAGAUGAGAAUCCUGCCUAUGAGCUAAUGCGUACAUGCCUGGAUGAUAAGGAUUUGGACGACCGCGACGCCUGUGAUUCGGCAAAUGAUCCCAGUUGUACAGCCUGCACAGGAGACAAGUGCAAUAAAAACGAGGUCGGAACACGCAAAUCCUGUUACCAGUGCAAGGGUGAUGAAUGCCAAACCGCCGAACCAAAGACUUGCCGAGCCAUAAUGGACCAUGAUCAGUGUUUCGUGCAGUUUGAUGAGGCAGGCUCUAUUGUGGAGUUGGGUUGUAAGAGCAAAUACGAUCCUCCCGAAAUCGUGACCUUGGUAUCUGCCCAAUUCCUAUGGUUGUGCGAUGCGGACAAUUGCAAUCAUUUUGACAACUUGCCAAAAUCGCAGACAUGUAAAGUCUGCAAUUCCGUUUCGGAUGCCGCGUGUGCAACUAAUCCCGACGCAGUUAUGUCAUCUACAAAUUGUAAUUCGAUGCCCUACUCACAGUGCUACACACGUGUCCUUGCUAGUGGUCACACUGAACGUGGAUGCCUGUCCAACUUGGAAGACGAUCAAUUCUACAAUUGCCUCUAUAACAAGAACACUACUGAAUGUGUAUCUUGUGAGGGAGACAAUUGCAACGAAGAGGUUUACCCCGAAGGUCGAGUAACAUGCCAUGUUUGUUCCUCCGGCAACUCUGAAUCGUGCGAGACCAGUCCCGAUGCCUCUCAAGUGUGCCAGAAAUACGUUGCAGACGAUAUGUGUGUGACAACCAUAAAUGAAGAUGGCUUCACUGUACGAGGAUGCCACUCACAACUGACAUGUGACACCACAGAUCCUUCGAAUUGCAACAUAUGCAAAGGAAAUGACUGCAACGUUGCCAAUCUGAAGCGUAAAUCAGACGGAAAGCCUGGACAAUGGCAAGCGCUGCCCUUGACUUGCUUAAGUUGCACUAGUGCAGAGGAUUGUAAAUCCGAAAGUUCCCCACAAACCUGCACCGGCAAUGAAUACUGCAUGACUGUCUUUGAUUCUAAUGGAGACGUUGCCGCUCGAGGAUGCAGCAACACCGUGGAGGAACACCAUGGCUCAUCGUGCGACUUGAACCCGGAAAGUUGCUUUAAUUGCAAUUCGAACAUGUGCAACUCUGCCACCAGCCUAAAUGAAUACAAUGACUGCAUCUACUGUGAUUCCGAAACAAGCACUGACUGUGCGUUUAGCCCCACUGCUGUAGGAAGACGACGCAAAUGUAACGGUAGCUGCAUGACAGCCCUUUAUCCAUUGGCCAACAGCUCUGCCUUUGGAGUUGUACGUUCUUGUUUAGAUGACAAAGACGAAGCCGAUCAGAAAACUUGUGAGUCAGAGUCCAACGCCGAAUGCAAAGCCUGUUCCGGCCCUGCCUGCAACGUAGCGAUACUGCCUGAAGACCGUCUAUCUUGCUACUCAUGCACUGGUGAAUCUUGCGCCGAACCUGAGCCCUCACAAUGUCAAAACUACAAACCUGACGACCAGUGUUUCAUAUUAUUCGAUGACAGAAGCGACGUUGUGCACAUGGGUUGCGUCAGUGAUCUCGAAGAUUCAUUUGUGUCGAGCAACAUUCAUCGUCUCUAUAUGUGCAAAUCGGGCAAUAACUGCAACGGUUUCGACAAUAUGCCGAAACCAACAAUGUGCGCUGUAUGCGAUUCCAACGAGGAUCCCGACUGUGCGUCCUUGCCGCAAAACGUACCCUCGGUCACUCAAUGUACUACCUUGCCAAACACUCAAUGCUAUACGAGAGUCAACAAAGACGGUUCGACCCAACGCGGUUGUGUCAACAGUUUAACAAAAGCCCAAAUGAUAGCUUGUAUAGACGGAACAAAUCCCGAUUGUAAUACAUGUGAAGGCGACAGAUGUAAUAUAGAGAUAUUCCCUGCCGAUCGUCGCCGUUGCCAGCGUUGCAACACCAAAGAUGAUCCCAGCUGUGAGUCUUCCCCAGAUGCUGCAUCUGUUUGUCCCUUAUACGAGGCUGAUCAAUUCUGCGCCGCAAAACUUGUAAACGGGCACACCUAUCGCGGAUGCAGUACCGAAUUCCAAUGUGAUGAUUCCGAUAAGCAAUACUGUCGUCAGUGCUACGAUUCUGACAAUUGUAACGUGGUCGAUUUGGCUAGCAGCAACAUAGGUUAUCCAGGCAAAUGGCAGGGAGUUCCCAUUAACUGCUAUAGCUGUCAUGGCGUUGAGUGUCAGAGCUCUAGUCCUGGAAUCAUCGGAAAAUGCGAAAAUAACAACGAACAAAACUGUGGCACUGUAUUCGCAUCCAACGGCAGUGUUGUGGCUCGAGGCUGUUCCGACAGUAUUUACAACGGCGACUACCUUAGCUACUGCGAUGAGAAUCCCUCCUACUGCAAGUUCUGCAAAUCUAGUGGCUGUAAUACGGCCACCAGCUUAAAUGAUUAUCAUGACUGUCUGUUCUGUGAUGGCACUGAGGAUGAAGAUUGCAUCUUCCAACCCAAUAGUAUUAAACGCACGCGCACAUGCCACAAGGGAUGUAUGGCUGGAUUGUAUCCACGCUCCAAUGAAGUGAACCCGGCCUAUGAGCUGGCCAGAGGCUGUUUGGAUGAUCUUGAUUUAGAUGAUCGCGAAGAAUGUGUGGCUGGCACCAAACCAUACUGUCAGGCUUGCGACGACGAGUCAUGUAAUACAUUCAAAAUUCCCGAAACCCGCCGAAAGUGUCAUGUUUGCAGUGGUGGCGAUUGUGAGGAUCCCGAGAGCGCAGAAUGCACUUCAUUCCGUGAAAAUGAUCAAUGUUACACAUUAUUCGCUGAUGAAAACGAUGUGAGAAGUAUGGGAUGCGCCAGCGAUUUGGACAAUUCUUUCUUGACAGAAAACCGCCGUCAACUGCUACUUUGCGAGGGCGAUAAUUGCAACAGCUUUGAUAACUUGCCCCCACUCAUCUCGUGCCGUUGGUGUAAUUCGACAAUGGAUCCGGAAUGUGCAUCGAGUCCUACCAACGUUGUCGCUACUGUUUGCCAUCUUUACCCCAACACCGAGUGUUUCACAAGGAUCGAUGAAAACGGAGUUACCCAUCGUGGCUGUUUAGCCGAUGUCGAUGAUGAUCUAUUCGACGAUUGCACUAGUGGCAAUAACACUAGUACCUGCGAAAUUUGUUCGAGUAACGACUGCAAUAAUAAAAUAUUCCCCGAAGGUCGUCGCAGUUGCAUUCAGUGCGACUCUGCCCAGUUCUCAGCUUGCGAGGAUAAUGCCAGCCAAUUCGCCCAAAUCUGUGGCCUCUAUAUGGAGAACGACAGCUGUGUCACCAAGUUGGAAGGGGAACGCACCAUACGUGGAUGUGCCUCGGAAGUCACCUGCGACACCAGCAACCGCGACACUUGCAGAGUAUGCAGUAAUCUUGACAACUGCAACACAGUUGAUUUAGUGAACUCAUACAUAGGUGAACCAGGAAAAUGGCAAGGACUUCCCCUCAACUGUUACCAUUGUGAGGGAGAAGAAUGUGAAACUGGCAAUGGUUUACUGAAUGUGUGCCAAGGCAAUAACUUGCAAACGUGUACCACAGUGUUCGGAGUCAAUGGUGUGGUCGAGAAACGCGGUUGCAGUGAUGCCGUUAGCUCUUCGCACAAUGACUACUGCGAUCAGUACUCAGACCGUUGCUUGCAAUGCAAAUCGAAUGGUUGCAACACAGCCAAAAGCUUGGACGACUACAAUGACUGUUAUUUCUGCGACUCGGCCAAUAACCCAAAGUGCGCAGUUGGUUUUGAUACUGCAACUAGGACACGCAAAUGUCAUGGAGACUGCAUGGUAGCAUUGUAUCCUCGCAACAGUGGAAAUGAUCCUGCCUACGAACUCACCCGCACCUGCUUGGAUGAUAUGGACAUUGAUGAACGUGAAUUGUGUGCUUUCGGCGAGAAUGAAUACUGUCAGUCGUGCACAGGAUCACGUUGCAAUACCAUGAAUGUGCCCGAGGUUCGCUUCGAAUGCUUCAAGUGUUUGGACGAUGACUGCGAAGAUAUGGAACUUAGAGAAUGCAGUGCGCACCACGCAAACGACCAAUGUUAUGCACUCUACAACAACGAGAGUUCCAUCAUUGCCAUGGGUUGUCGCAGCGAACUUGAAAUGGAUUCCGUGCUCGAGCUGGUCAAACAGAAGCAAAUGAUAUUGUGCAACGAGAAGGGAUGCAAUUCUCCGGACUCACUUCCUACCCCCAAGUCCUGUUCGGUUUGUAAUUCGGAAGAAAACGCCUUGUGUGCCACAAAUCCUAACCUUGUUGCCAAUGCAGACCGUUGUUCCUCGCUACCUUACACGGAAUGUUUCACACGCAUCAAUGGCUAUGGACACACUGAGCGAGGUUGUCUGGGAUCAUUGGAUAGCGACCCCUUCUAUGGCUGCCUCAUGGGCAUUGAUGGUCUCUGUGAAACUUGUGUGGGCGACAAAUGCAACGAAAUCGAUGUCUAUCCUGCGAAUCGCAGAUCAUGCCAUCAGUGUAACUCUCUUUCAGACCCAAGCUGUGCAGCAAGCCCCAACAACAACAAAGUGUGUACGCUCUACGACCCAGAGGAUAAGUGUGUAACCAACUACCGCAACGGUGUCACCUCUCGAGGGUGUUCGUCAAGCAUGACCUGUGACGAUGUUAACGAUGCUCGUACUUGCCGCAUCUGCGAUACCAAUGGCUGUAACACUGUAAACUUGGAAAAAACCAAUGAGAACGGUGAGCCAGGAAGAUGGCAAGACGUUCCCAUUACUUGCUACACUUGCAAGGGCGAAGAGGACUGUCAGAGUAAAGGUGAUUUGCGAGUCUGUGUGAACAACCCCUAUCAGAACUGCAUGACCGUAUUUAACACCGAUGGCAUAGUCAUUCAAAGGGGCUGCAGUGAUACUGCGGCGGCAGAUAACGAGGUCCACUGUGAAGAAAAUCCAGAUAAAUGCAUGGCUUGCAAUUCGAAUGGCUGCAAUCUUGCCACCAGUUUGGAUGACUAUGUUGAAUGUGUGGCAUGUGAGUCUGAUUUGAAUGGAGAUUGCAUAAGCAAUCCGGCAAGCAUUGAAAAGACACGCAAAUGCUACAAAAACUGCAUGACAGCUUUGUAUCCCUUGUUCAAGGAGGAAAAUCCUUCGUAUGGCUUGACCAGAUCUUGUUACGAUGAUAUGGACUUGGAUGAUCGCGACAGCUGUGCUGCCGGCGAAAAGGAGCACUGCCAAACCUGUUCGACCGACAAAUGUAAUACCGUUGAAAUGCCAAGUGAACGUCUCAGUUGCUAUAUAUGCGAAGGCGACUCGUGCCAAGACCCACAAAGCCACCAAUGUCCCACCUAUCGUCCAAAUGAUAAAUGUUACGUACGCUUUGACGAGAAGCAGUCUAUUGUAGCCCUUGGUUGUCGCAGUCAGUUUAGCAACGAGGAAGCCGACUACUUGCUGAAACAAAAGCGCCUUCAUCUGUGCGACAGCGAAAACUGCAACGACUUCGAUAGUUUACCCCCAGCUCAAAUCUGUACUUUGUGUAACUCUCGCACUGACGAGAAUUGUGCUGUGGAUCCUGCAGCGAUUACAGGCCAGACCAACUGUGCUGUUAUGCCGUUUACGCAAUGUUAUUCGCGCGUACUAUCGGAUGGCGCCACCGAACGUGGCUGCCUUUCCAACCUGUAUGAUGACGAAUUCCUGAGCUGCUUGGAUGGCUCCUCUUCGACGUGUAAAUCGUGCAAGGGCAAUAAUUGCAAUAAGGAACUCUUCCCAGAAGAUCGUCUAAAGUGUCACAUUUGCGACUCCUCGGUCGAUGAGAACUGUGAGAGUGCCCCCAACAGCCUAGCUAUCUGUCCAUUAUACGAAGCUGCAGAUACUUGUGUCACUACAUUCCGCAAUGACGUCACUUAUCGUGGCUGCAGUUCCAGUUUGGUCUGCGAUGCCUCAAAUCCACGAAAAUGCGCCAAAUGCUCUGGAGAAGGCUGCAAUACCGUCAACUUGGCCAGGAAACAGGACGAUAACUUUGGCAAAUGGCAAGAUCUCCCCCUCACCUGCCUUAGCUGUACAGGCUCCGAAUGUGAGUCGAUGGAAACUACAGGUUCUCACAGUUGCGAUCUAAAUUACGAACAGGACUGCAUGACCGUCUUCGGUGCCAACGGCCAAGUCAUACGCCGCGGAUGUACCGAUGAGGUUGAGAUGGAUCACGGCACCUACUGCGAUUCUAACGAGGGCAAUUGCUUCAAUUGCAAGUCCAAUGAGUGUAAUUCAGCUGUCUCCAAGUCCGAGUAUACUGAAUGCGUAUACUGCGAUUCCAAUAAGAACUUGGAUUGUCUGUGGAGUCCUUCGAGUUCCUCACACAAAACGCGUCAAUGCCAGGGAGGUUGCAUGACAGCCCUCUAUCCCUCGGACAGUUCGGCCAACCCAGCCUAUGACUUGAUUCGCACCUGUCUAAAUGACAAAGAAGAUGCCCAACAAACCACAUGCUCCGACGGCAGAGAUAGAAACUGUAAAGCUUGCACCGAUGACAAAUGCAAUGUGGACAAUGUGCCCGAGGACCGCCUUACUUGCUACACAUGUGAAGGAGAGGGCUGCGAAGAUCCCGAACCAAAGGCUUGUCCUCUUCACAAGGAACCCGAUCAGUGCUACAUUCGAUUUGACAAUACAAAUAGCGUGUCAGAAAUGGGCUGUGUUAGCUCGUUCCGCAAUCAAGCUUUGGAAACUAUUAUAAAAACUAAGAGAAUUUCAGUUUGCUCUGGGGCCAACUGUAAUUCACUGAACUCCAUACCGACUGCGCAACGAUGCGCUGCUUGCUCCUCAUCCGACGAUGUGGCCUGCGCCGUAAAUCCCAUUGAUAUAGGUUCGUUCAACACCUGCAACAUGCUACCUUAUACUGGCUGCUUCAGCAAGAUAACCGAGAAUGGUCAAACAGAAAGAGGCUGCCUAACCGACUUGCCAGAGGAUGAAUUUGCACCUUGCGUUCUGGGAGAUAGUGAACAAUGUACAGCUUGUACUGGAAAUGGUUGCAACCGAGAGAUAUACCCCGCUGACCGUCAACAAUGUUUCACAUGCUCAUCGGAUGAAGAACCGAAUUGCGAAUCGUAUCCUGUAUCAAAAAUGGCAUGUCCCAUAGUAAGUGAGCAGGAAUCUUGUAUAACAGCUCUAAGCGGAAACGUUACCAUACGUGGUUGCAAGAGCGACCUCUACUGCGAUACCGGCGACAGUUCCACUUGUCGAUCAUGCUUUGGUACUGAGUGUAACUCCAUCGAUCUCUACAAUAAGGUUGACGAUGGGUAUCACGGCAUGUGGCAGCCACUGCCCCUUCAAUGUCACACUUGCGAAGGCGAACAUUGCCUGCACUCUUUGGGACCUGCGGUAACUUGUUCUAGCCGUAACAUCAAUCAAGACUGCAUGACCGUCUUCAAGACAAACGGAGAAGUGGAUCGUCGUGGUUGCUCCGAUGAUGUUGAAGAUUACAGAGACUUGUACUGUCGCCAAAAUCCCGAGCUUUGCUUCAGAUGCAAAUCGAACGAAUGCAAUAUCGCCUGGAGUGUAUCCGAAUACGUCGAGUGUGCUUUCUGCGAUUCUACCAAAGAUGCUUCGUGUACCAUAAACCCCACUAACAGCGACUUUGCGUCACGCAAAUGUUAUAAGCAAUGUAUGGUUGCCUUGAAUGGCCAGCAUCUGGUUCGCUCCUGUUUGGAUGACAAAGAAAUGCGUGCCCAACCGUUGUGUAAGGAAGGCGACGACUGUGCCAUGUGCGACAACAACAAUUGCAAUAAGUUCGUUUUCCCCACCAAUCGCCUCAAGUGUCACGUCUGCGAAGGAGCCACUUGCUCCAACAGCUAUGGCGAAUAUUGCUACCUCUACAGCAGUGACGACUACUGUUUUGCUAAGUUCGAAAAUGGUCAUGUUGAUUUGCUGGGCUGCGCCUCCUCGCAAAACGCCAGCGACAUUGCCGAAUGGACAGAACAGAAGAAACUUUACAAAUGCGAGGGCUCCGAUUGCAAUGAGCUAUCGCGCCUACCUUCAAUUCCCGAAUGCUUAGCCUGUGACUCUAACAAGACCCCCAACUGUAGUCAGAAUCCUUCAAAGGUCACGGUAACCGAAACGUGUAGCACACCCAAUGACCAGUGUGUGACUCAUAUCAAUUCUGAGGGACACACCAUAAGAGGUUGUCUUACCAAUUUCGAGGGUUCACAAACGUGCAUUGGCGCCGGCACCUGUGCCGUUUGCUCUGGAUCUAAGUGCAAUAACGAGGUCUUCCCUGCCAAUCGCCGUUCGUGUCAUAUCUGUAAUUCUGUAGCCGACAAGGACUGUGCUGCAAGUCCGAAUAGCCCUCACAUCUGUCCCAUUUAUGUUGAGAAUGAUAGCUGUGUGGCAUCGCGUGGCAAUGACGGUGUCGUCACUCGUGGCUGUGCCUCUCAAGUGACAUGCGAUUCUGACGACAAGAACAGCUGCGAACGUUGCAACCAGGACAAUUGUAACACUGCCGAUCUGUCAGGUGCUGCAACUAUUGGAACCAGCAGUCUAAUUUUGGCCAUAUUCUUAGCCUUUGCAUCAAUGAUGCUAAUAAAGUAAAUACGCUUUAGCCCCUAAAGCUAUGUUGUACUAAACAUUAGCCACACAGCAUUGCUAGAAAUCUAGAUAAAUCUUGUUAACUUAUCCAAUAAGUCAUAGUAUAUAGUCAGUCAUUCAUCAAAAGUUGUUACAAUAACACCUGAAAAAGCAUUUUUGCAUACACAUACAUAUAAACAAUAAAUUCAUAAAUUCAUUUCU